GAGCCAGGUGCCACUUGGAAUCACUGCAGGGCCGGCUUCGCGAGGUGGCUCGUCUGAGGCUGCGCGUGUGGGGCUGCGCGUCGCGAGGAGUUCCCACGAUCCUGCCCCCCACCGCCGCUGACGCGGGCUUCCGCCACAGAUUUCUGCCAUUGAACUCUGAGGCACAGAAUGAUUUGGGAAGUAGCCGUAUUGCUCAGCGUGGUGCUGGGCGCCGGUGCUGUUACCGUGGAUGACCCCGAGGAUGGAGGCAAGCACUGGGUGGUGAUUGUCGCGGGCUCCAACGGCUGGUAUAAUUACAGGCACCAGGCCGAUGCAUGCCAUGCCUACCAGAUCGUUCACCGAAAUGGGAUUCCUGAUGAGCAGAUCAUUGUGAUGAUGUAUGAUGACAUAGCCAACUCAGAAGACAACCCUACGCCAGGAAUCGUGAUCAACAGACCCAAUGGCUCUGACGUGUAUGCGGGGGUCCUGAAGGACUACACCGGCGAGGACGUCACCCCGCAGAAUUUCCUCGCCGUCUUGAGAGGUGAUGAGGAAGCAGUGAAGGGCAAAGGAUCUGGAAAGGUCUUGAAGAGUGGCCCCCGGGAUCAUGUGUUCAUUUACUUCACCGAUCAUGGAGCUACUGGCAUACUGGUGUUUCCGAAUGACGAUCUUCACGUGAAGGACCUGAAUGAGACCAUCCGUUACAUGUACGAACACAAAAUGUACCAAAAGAUGGUCUUCUACAUUGAAGCCUGUGAGUCUGGGUCCAUGAUGAAGCACCUGCCCACCGACAUCAACGUUUAUGCGACCACCGCUGCGAACCCCACAGAGUCGUCCUACGCCUGUUACUACGAUGAGAAGAGGUCCACGUACCUGGGGGACUGGUACAGCGUCAACUGGAUGGAGGACUCAGAUGUGGAGGAUUUGACCAGAGAGACCCUCCACAAGCAGUACCAGCUGGUGAAGUCCCACACCAACACCAGCCACGUCAUGCAGUACGGGAACAAGUCCAUUUCCACCAUGAAAGUGAUGCAGUUUCAGGGAAUGAAACACAAAGCCAGCUCUCCUAUCUCCCUGCCUCCGGUCACACACCUGGACCUCACCCCGAGCCCCGAGGUGCCCCUCACCAUCCUGAAAAGGAAGCUGAUGAGCACCAAUGACCUGCAGGAGUCCAGGAAUCUCGUGGAGCAGAUCCACAGGCAUUUAGAUGCAAGGCACAUCAUCCAGAAGUCCGUGCAGAAGAUCGUCUCCUUGCUCACCAGCUCAGAUGCUGAGGCCGAGGGGCUGCUAUCGCGGAGAGCCGAGCUCAAGGCACACGAGUGCUACCAGGCCGCCGUGUCCCACUUCCGCACACACUGCUUCAACUGGCACUUGUCCACGUACGAGUACGCACUGAGACACCUGUACGUGCUGGUCAACCUUUGUGAGGAACCUUACCCGAUUGACAGAAUACGGCUGGCCAUGGACAAGGUGUGCCUUCAAUACUACUGAAACACUGCCUCCCUGAUGCUUUUCCACGAGUGAACACUGUCCCUCACAACGUGUGCUCAGUCAGAAGAGGGGGAGCCGGCGGGAGGCCCCCCCAGGAGCUCCGGGCUCGCCGAGGCAAUGCGGUCGGGCCACCCGCCCUGCGGGCCUUACCUCCUUCCCCAGCUCCUGCAGGUCCUUUGUGCCACUCCAAUAAAACUACACAUUGGCCUGGGUAAA
Molecule: messenger RNA, 1686 nt
Organism: Mustela erminea (ermine)
Lineage: Eukaryota; Metazoa; Chordata; Mammalia; Carnivora; Mustelidae
Gene: LGMN
Product: legumain
Exons: 14
Coding region: 169-1470 (433 amino acids)
Biological process (GO): vacuolar protein processing
Molecular function (GO): cysteine-type endopeptidase activity
Source: RefSeq, a predicted model, not a curated record